Messenger RNA from Stylophora pistillata, 1059 nucleotides. Its product is annotated as kelch-like ECH-associated protein 1. Lineage: Eukaryota; Metazoa; Cnidaria; Anthozoa; Scleractinia; Pocilloporidae. The record is from RefSeq and is a predicted model, not a curated record. Gene Ontology annotation, molecular function: protein binding.
UACCAAUCACUGUUGGAAACGAAGCUCUUGAGAGCACAAUAACAAGACAGCUUUUCGAUGAAAAACUGAAAAAUUAAUUUUCUAGUGGAUGCCAUCGCUUGAUCAUGGAUCCUAUAGAAGAAAUUGUGUACUUAGAGGAACAUAUGAAAAUUGCUUUCAGUGUCAUGAACGAUUUACGAAAAAAGAAAGAAUUAUGCGAUGUCGUUCUUCACGUGGGAGAACUGGAAAUCUUUGCUCACAAGGUUGUCUUGGCUUCAUUUAGUCCAUAUUUUUACGCCAUGUUUACGAAUGACGUUUUGGAAAGUCGCCAAAACAGCAUAACUCUAAAAUCGUUGGAUCCGAAGAGUGUGGAACUUUUGAUCGAGUUCGCGUACACAGCGCAGAUUCGAAUCACAGAAGAAAAUGUUCAAGAGGUGCUACCAGUGGCUUGCAUAUUACAAAUCUGUCCCGUUAAAAAAGCCUGCUGUGACUUUAUACAAUCACAACUUGAUCCAUCGAACUGUAUCGGUAUAAAAGACUUUGCAGAAAUUUACGGCUGUUUGGAUUUAAGCAAAGCAGCGGAAAAGUUCAUAUUUCGCCACUUUUUACAAGUCUCGGAAUGUGAAGAAUUUGAAACCUUGCCUAAGGAUCGCAUAGUCGACUUUAUAAGUCGAGAUGAGCUGUUUGUGAAGUCCGAAGAUGAGGUUCUUGCAGCCUUGUUGAGAUGGGUAACUCACGAUCUGAAGAACCGAACGCAGGAACUGAAGGAUCUCCUGAAACAUAUACGAGUGCCAUUUGUUUCAAACACUUACCUGAACUCUAUCAUCGAAUGUUGUGAACAGGGCAUGAGAUCUGAGUUUAAAGAAAUAUUGAUUGACGCUUUUUCAGAAACAAAGAGAUUUUCUACACUUAGCACAGUUCACAAACGAUGCCCCCCUGGUCCAACUGUGAUGUACUUUGCCGGGGGAUACUUGAGAAGAUCUCUUGAUGUUUUGGAAUGUUUUGAUCCUCAGACACUAAAAUGGACCAUUCUCUCCCCAUUGUCUGUGCCCAAGAGUGGUCUUGGGGCUGCUUAUGUUG